GACAGACGCGUUAGCGUCACUGAACAACAAUUUAAACUAGAUGAUAUAAAAGUCAUAUUAAGUAAACAGUGACUCAACAGAUAACUAAUGUGAGUGUAUCGAGAGGUGGAGCAGCACUGGGAGCAAAGGAUUGUUUCAGUUUUACAUUGCAGAAAUGAAAGUGAAAGAAAUGAAUCGUUUCAAGUAAACAUCACUCCGGUUUUUACAAGAAAUACAUCUCCGUACAUACACACAGCCAGCUUUUCUCCUGUUUUCAGCCUGACUUCUGUGUUUUGCCCAAGUGGCAACCUGCAUGUCUGUGAAGUGAAGCCAAUGGCAAAGUGCCAAAAACUGCAGUUACUGUCAAGCCGGACUCAAAACAGGACUCUAAACUCUAAACUACUUUUUGAAAAGGUUAUCAAAAUCACUCACCAAGAGGAAAAACAACAGGCUGCAAAACAUUAACUGAAAGCACUCCAAGGAGGCUGAAAAACACUACACUAUGGAACAAAAAGGCUAGACUAAGUAUUUACAACAACAACAACAAAAAAAAAAAAAUCACUCAAUCGAGGAAUAUAAACAAAAGAACACUCAAGCAACAAGGCUAUGACUAUAGACGGACAAGGAAACAAGGCUUUGGCGAUCGAUCUGAUAACAAAACACUUUGGCACAAGACAAAGGGAGACGCAGACAAUAUAUACACAGGGUAAUGGGGAACAGGUGGAAACAAUCAGGGCAGGGAAGACAAUUAGACCGGUGACACAUGAGGAAGGGCAAGUGACCUGAAACGAGAGGGCAGGUAAAUAUCAAAAUAAAACAGGAAAUGACGAGACAGAACAAAAACCCAACUUGACCUCACCGCGGUGUGACAGUUCCCUGAACGGCUACUUGAGGCUGACUAUAAAACAAGUCAACCUCCAUAAGCCCCCAUGUUAAGAUUUCCAACUUCACAGCAGAAAUAAACAUUUUAGUGAUUUAGACUAUUACCAUAAAAUAAUAUUGCCUCUAAAUUGUCCGUAGGUGUGAAUGUGAGUGUGAAUGAUGUGUGUCUCUAUGCCCUGUGAAGACCUUGCGACAUGUCCACGGUGUACCCCGCCUCUCCUCUCCAUAGGCUCCAGCCUCACCGUGACCCUGAUGAGCAUAAGUGGUUACAGAUAAUGCACGGAAGGAUGACAUGUCUUUUAACUACUGUGUCCUCUCUGAAGAGCCAUUACUAUGUUCCAUCUGUCUGGAUGUGUUCACUCAUCCAGUCACCAUACCGUGUGGACACAACUUCUGCAAAAAAUGCAUCACCCGAAACUGGGACUUAAAAGGGAAAUACGAGUGUCCCUUGUGCAAAGAUAUGUUCAUCAGAAGACCUGUGCUGCGUGUCAACAGUGUCUUAUCUGAGAUAGCUGAUCAGUUCAGGCAGUCGCCUCUAAAGAAACCUGACAUAUCCUCAGAACAACAAUGUAACAAAUCAUAUGUUCUGUGUGACGUCUGCACUGAAACCAAACUGAAGGCUCUGAAGUCCUGCAUGGUGUGUAAGACGUCCUACUGUAAGACUCACCUGGGGCCUCAUUGCACAUUCCCAGGCCUAAAAAGACAUAAACUGAUUGAUCCUGCUGAGAAAAUGCCUUCUCCUCCAGAGACUGGAUAGAGGUCAGAGUUCACUCAUCAUAUGCACUGAGGACUUGGAGGACAGCUGUGGCUCAGCUGGAGGAGACACAGAGUCAGUACACAGAGAAGGAAGCUGCCCAUGACCUGCAGGGUCAUGUUCAUCACUUCUUCUUUUAACCACACUGUGUGUCAGGAAACUGAGGAGACUUGCUGUCAUCUUUAAAAUAUUUUUUUAUUUUCUUAUUCUUGCUUGAUGUAGGAUUUCAGCUGCUUCACGGUUCAUGGUCUACAGCUGUUUUAGCAUUUCAAAAAAAUAUCCACCUUUUGUUGCUGCUGUUCAACUUUUUUCAAACAUGUUGCUGCCAUCAAAUUCAAAGUGGUCAUAUCAUUUUACAAAACAAUGUUUCUCAGUUUCAACAGUUGAGUUGUAAGUAUUUUCAAUUAAAUAAGAAGUUUCAAUGUUUUCACAUUAUCACAUUUUUUUUAUUUCUAUUAACAUUUUAUACAGCAUGCCAACUUCUUUUUUUUUUAUCUUAAUUUGUCUUAAUUUAGUUUUUUAAAUGUUCACUCUCCUUUUUGUGCGGAGGAUUUGUGGACAUAUAACAUUUAUGUAAAGAAAUUCAUCUCUUAUUUCAGAUUACUCUGCACAUACAGCGAGGAAGUGCAUUUAUGUCUCAAUGGCUUAAUAGAUUACAAUCAGAACACAGUCUUCUGUAUAUGUCCAAGUCUAUGCACAGCCUGUACAGACUGAGCGCACAUAUUCAGUGUUUCCUUCAGCUUUUUAUCAGUUACUGUACAUACAGGCCUGGUGCAUAGUUGCAUUUGGGAUUACUUGAAUGUUUACUGUGUUUUGGCAUUUUUAGUCCAACUGGUCAGCUGUUUUUAUUUUUGAUUACAUAGAAUUUAAUUAUGUUUCAAUUAUUUGUCUCAACGUUUCUGUUUACAGUGGUAAUGUUCAGAGGAAGCAUACCUAAUUCUGCCCUGCAAACGGUGAAGUCUACUCUAUUUAUAGUUCUGUCUGCAGGGUUGUGGCUGGAUGUGUUGCACAAUUUAGCCAUCCUACUAUAUCUCUCUACUGCUCUCUUUCUAUCAAACCUGCUGACAAGUUCAUGAACACUUGGUGGCAGAAGAAGACUGUUGGAUCAACAGAUUUUAUGAGUACUGUGAGAGAGGCGGAGCAAUGCUGCAACUGUUUUACCCGCCUAAAUCCAGAAAUGAAAGUGAAACAGUGCUGCAGAACAUAACUUCUGUUUUGCUGUAAAAGAAAGUUUGCUGCGUCCACACCAGAGUCCACAACACUGACAUGUUUUCUACAUACAGUCUCCUCUCUGAAGAACAGUUUCUCUGUUCCAUCUGUCUGGAUGUGUUCACUCAUCCAGUCACCAUACCAUGUGGACACAACUUCUGCAAGAAAUGCAUCACACAACACUGGGACGUUAACGUUCAAUGUCAGUGUCCCAUGUGUAAAGAUGUCUUUGACAGAAGGCCUGAGCUACGGGUCAACACAUUCAUAUCUGAGAUGGCUGCUCAGUUCAGACAGUCAGCUGUAAAUAAAGCCAGCAGCUGCUCUGUGCAAAAAUAUGCCAACUCAGGAGGAGACGUUUUGUGUGACGUCUGCACCGGAACCAAACUGAAGGCUCUGAAGUCCUGCCUAACGUGUCUGGCUUCCUACUGUGAGACUCACUUGGAGCCUCAUCACAGAAUCCCAGGUCUGAAAAGACAUACAGUGAUAGAUCCUGUGGAGAACCUUGAAGAGAGAAUGUGUAAGAAGCAUGAUAGGCCUUUUGAGCUGUACUGCAAGACUGACCAGAUGUGUGUGUGUCUAUUCUGCACUGAGUCAGAUCAUAAGCCUCAUGUCUUUACUUCUGUGGUAGAAGAGUAUAAGGUAAAGAAAGCUAAACUUGAGAAGGUAGAGGAUGAAAUUCAACAGAUGAUCCAGGAACGACGACUGAAGAUUCAGGAGAUCAAGCAAUCAGUGAAGCUCAGCCAAGAAGAUGCAGACAGAGAGACUGCAGAGAGUGUGGAGAUCUUCACUGUUCUGAUCCAGUCUGUUCAGAAAGGGUUGGCUCAGCUCACUGACACAAUCGAAGAGAAGCAGAAAACAACAGAGAAACAGGCUAAAGGCUUCGUCAAAGAGCUGGAAGAGGAAAUAUCGGAACUGAUGAAGAGAAAAGUUCAAGUGGAUCAGCUCUCACGCAUGAAAGACCACCUCCAGUUCCUCCAAAGCUUCCCAACCCUGAACACUGCUCCACCCACCAAAGACUGGAUGGAGGUCAGAGUUCACUCAUCAUACGAGGGAACUUUAAGGAGAGCUGUGGUCCAGCUGGAGGAGACACUCAGUAAACAGAUGAAGAAGCUGUGUGCUGAUACUGAGCUGAAGAGAGUCCAGCAGUAUGCGGUGGAUGUGACUCUGGAUCCUGACACUGCAAGUCCCUAUCUCGUCCUGUCUGAUGAUGAGAAACAAGUAAAGUCUGUUGUGAUAGAAAAGAAUAUUCCCGACAAUCCAAAGAGAUUUUCCAUGUGUAAUGGGGUCUUAGGAAAGCAGGGUUUCUCUUCAGGCAGAUUUUACUUUGAAGUUCAGGUUAAAGAUAAGACAGAAUGGGAUUUAGGGGUGGCCAGUGAACUGGUCAACAGGAAGGGAAAAAUCAAAUUGUCCCCUAAGAAUGGCUUUUGGACUGUAUGGUUAAGACAUGGAACUGAGUACAAAGCUCUUGCUGGUCCUGGUGUGCCUCUCUCUCUGAAGUCGAAGCCACAGAAGGUGGGGGUGUUUGUGGAUUAUGAGAAGGGUCUGGUCUCCUUUCAUGAUGCAGAUACAGCUGCUCUCAUUUACUCUUUCACUGGCUAUAACUUCACUGAGAAACUCUUACCAUACUUCAGCCCCUGUGGUAUUGCUGGUGGCAGAAACGCUGCCCCCCUGAUCCUUCUCCCUCUUCCUUUGCCAUAAUUCAAAGGAAAAGUUUUUAUUGUGGUUACAGCACCCCAAACCAAAUAUUGUUUAAUGUAAAGCUAUGAUCCAGACAGCAGGAGAAAUCUUAUUCCUCAUCUUGAAGUUUUUUGUAGGUUUGGUGUUCACUCUAGCGUCACCUCAACCUGGAGCUCUUCACAUGAACAGGCUACCUGCUGUCCUUCAUUCAUUUUUUCUCUGCAAACCAAAAACAGGACUGUUAUCAGUCAUCAAUAUGAAUGGACUCAACAAAUUAGUCAGGUUCAGUUUAAGGCUUGACUGCUGUUUCCUUUAAAUGUUUGAAUCAUGUAAGGUCACACAUUCAUCUGUUAAUGGAACAUGUUCCUGUUCAUCUGUUUUAGGCUGAUGUUUUCCAGAGAAUUAAUGUUGUGAUAAAAAAGCAUACUAAAAUGUGGUGCUAUAAUAGAGGUUUUGUCUAGACUGGUCAACUAUGGUUUUAAUAAUAAUGGUAAUUUUUGCUGUUGCCAAGAUGUUGAUUUUCAGUUACUGGAUUGGUAAUAUUGACUCCAAUAUUCCAUUCAAGACUAAUUGUUUAAAUUCCCUCCUGAAAACGGCUAAACCAGUAAGAACAUAAUAAUGGUAGAGAUGGUCUUAUGUGGUCAACCCAUGUCCUGAAAACCUGGAGAAAACAUAUGUAUUUGUCUUAUUUUUUGUGUGUAUUGAUUUGUCAAACAUUUCAGUAUAUUCAUUUGUUUUUUUUGUAUUGUUUAAUUUGUUGAUUUGCUUGUAUUAGCAGUAGAGCUUUCACAAAGAUAGUACAGUAGUACCAAUUUCAGAGACAGUGUUAGAAUUAGCGACUUGUCUAAUACAAAUUGCUCAUUUAUACCUUAUCCUUAACAUCUACCCCUAACCCGCUCUACUGUGCCUAACUAUAACCUAACCCAAGCAUUAACCCCAUACUUGAUUAUGGUUAGAAUUUGACUCAUGUAGGUGUUGUCAUGUUCAUGGUGUGUUGUGUAUGUUGGCUAUCUUUUAUCACUUUUUAUAUAAUCCAUUACAUUAAAUAAAAUGAAAUGAAAACACAAA
Messenger RNA from Larimichthys crocea (large yellow croaker), 5569 nucleotides. Its product is annotated as zinc-binding protein A33. NCBI's taxonomy places the organism in Eukaryota, Metazoa, Chordata, Actinopteri, Sciaenidae. The record is from RefSeq and is a predicted model, not a curated record. The coding region runs from base 2882 to 4522 and encodes 546 amino acids. The transcript has 4 exons. Gene Ontology annotation, molecular function: zinc ion binding; protein binding.